Messenger RNA from Parascedosporium putredinis, 1296 nucleotides. NCBI's taxonomy places the organism in Eukaryota, Fungi, Ascomycota, Sordariomycetes, Microascales, Microascaceae. The record is from the annotation of a GenBank genome assembly.
AUGCCUCCUCGUAUUAACGGGAAGGGCGUCCAGGUUGAAGACACCAAAAUAUGCGUGGUUAUGGUCGGCUUGCCCGCCCGAGGCAAGAGCUUCGUGGCCCAGAAAGCUCAGAGAUAUCUGCAAUGGCUUUCAAUCCCGGCGCAGACGUUCAACGUCGGCAAUUAUAGGCGAAAUGAUGCGCCUCAUCCAAAAGCAGACUUUUUCGACACGAGCAACCGUGAGGGCGAAAAGAUGCGACGGGCCGCCGCGACUGCGGCUGUUGCGGACAUGCUCGCAUGGUUCCGUCAAGGUGGUGUAAUUGGGAUUUUUGACGCAACGAAUUCCACAAAAGAGCGCCGACGAUGGGUACUAGAAAUGUGCACUAAGGAAGGAAUCGAGGUUCUCUUCGUGGAGAGCAAGUGCGACGACGAGGAUCUCAUCAUGGCCAACAUUCGGGACGUGAAAACAACAAGUCCCGACUACAAGGGCCAGGACCCCGAGGCCGCCGCGCAAGACUUUCGAAACCGCAUCCGGAUGUACGAAAAGGCGUACAAAUCUAUAGACCAGGACGGAGAUGAGAACGACCUCACCUACCUCAAGAUCAUGAAUGUCGGCAAGCAGGUCAUCAUCAAUCGCAUCCAGGACUACCUACAGAGUCGGGUCGUAUAUUACCUGAUGAACUUGCACAUCCGACCUCGGUCUGUCUGGCUUUCAGGGAUCGGCGGAGAUGCGAGCUUGUCGCUAAGGGGCGAGCAAUACGCUCGCAAGUUACCGGACCUGGUGCACGAGUCCGUGGGUGGAGAUCGGCCCCUGACGGUAUGGACCUCAACCCUCAAGCGAACCAUCGCGACUGCUCGUUUCCUCCCGGCCAAUUACAACCAGCUCCAAUGGAAGGCCCUAGACGAAUUGGACGCGGGGGUUUGCGACGGCCUUACCUACCAGCAGAUCAAGGAUCAGCACCCGGAAGACUUUGCGGCUCGAGAUGAAGACAAGUACAAUUAUCGAUACCGCGGCGGUGAAUCGUAUCGCGAUGUUGUCAUUCGCCUCGAACCCAUCAUUAUGGAGUUGGAAAGAUCGGAGGAUAUCCUAAUUAUCACCCACCAAGCCGUCUUGAGGUGCAUCUACGCCUACUUUAUGAAGAAGGAUCAAGAAAAGAGCCCUUGGAUGAAUGUGCCGCUUCAUACACUGAUUAAGCUGACGCCCAGAGCCUACGGCACAGAAGAGAUCAGAUAUCCGGCGCAUAUCCCCGCGGUCAGCACCUGGAGGGGUAAAGGGAGCACCGCCAAGCACGAAGACCCACUCCCCGAGUCCAUGUAA